CAGACGGCGACACGCCGCGACAAAAUAAAAUAGCCGACAAUCCCAGAACCCGUGUUACCUCCGCGAUCUUUUGAGAGACCAAAAUGAAGGCGAGACGCGCGUUACAUUUUGUCUUCAAAGUCGGCGACCGAGCUCAGACCAUCCGUUUUUAUCGAGAGCUACUGGGCAUGCGCAUCCUGAGGCAUGAAGAAUUUGAAGAAGGUUGCAAGGCCACCUGCAACGGUCCCUAUGAUGGCAAAUGGAGUAAAACUAUGGUGGGCUACGGACCGGAGGACGGCCACUUCGUCGCAGAGCUAACUUACAACUACGGUGUUGGGAAUUACCACCUUGGCAAUGAUUUCCUGGGGAUGACCGUUACCUCGAGCCAGGCUGUGAAAAAUGCCAGAAAAUUGCAGUGGCCGCUGAAAGAGGCCUCAGCAGGCACUUAUGAAUCAGAAGCCCCAGGAGGAUAUAAGUUCUUUCUGGAAGACAAAGAACGAGCCCAAGAAGAUCCGGUGUUGAAGGUAACCCUGGCUGUAUCCAACCUGUCGAAAUCGGUGGACUACUGGUCCAAAUUGCUGGGCAUGAAAGUGUAUGAGAAGGACGAAGGCAAGAAGAAAGUUUUGCUCGGUUAUGCCGAUAAUCAGUGUAAACUCGAGCUGCAAAGCAUCGGCCAGGAUGUGGAUCACGGCACAGCCUUCGGACGAAUCGCUUUCUCUUGCCCGAAGGAAGAGUUGCCGGUUAUUGAAGCCUUAAUGAAAAAGGAGAACCAGAAAAUUUUGACGCCUCUUGUGAGCCUGGACACACCGGGGAAAGCAACGGUGCAAGUCGUCAUUUUGGCCGAUCCUGAUGGCCACGAAAUUUGCUUCGUCGGGGACGAGGCCUUCAGGGAGCUCUCCAAGGUGGACCCGAACGGCGAGAAGCUCUUGGACGAGGCAAUGGCGGCCGAUAAGAGCCACGAGUGGUUUGCCAAACAUAACCGUCCGAAGCCUUCGGCGUAACCCACCUACGAUUCCCUUCUGAGCCUGGCAAACCGGAAGCUUAAAUUCCACCUCUACGGUAUUGCCAGAUAUUUUUCCUUUUUCUUAAGUUUCUUUUCCCCGCCUCUUCCGGUUCCUUGCAGGGUUUCGCGGUGAGGGUCAUUGUGUCAUUGUGUGUUCCAGUCAAUGCAACCCAGAGCUUCCCGCCAGACCCAGUUGUGACGGGCGUUGUCUUGUUGUUUUGCACAAUUACUUUUUCUCAUUCCGCUGAAAAAUGCAUCCGUUGAACUAUGGCUGGGAAAUUACUCGGAAGGGAUUGCAAGGAAGAUCUCGAGCUGUCCAGGCCUGCUGGCUAAAAUGGAGAUUUUUGUGUGUGUGUGUAUGUGUUUUUUUCCCAAACCUUCAAUUUAAUUCUAGCAAAUUGGCAUUCCUCUCCGUUUAACGUGGCACGAAUUUUGAGUGGAUAGAUCGACAGUGCCAGAUUUUGGCGCAGAGAUUCCAUGUGCUGUACUUUCAGCCCGGUAAGAUACUGAUUGCAACUGCCAUUAAGACUUUUUUUGACCCAAAUUUGCUUGCCCCUUUGGCUUUUUUCUCUUCCCUUCCGCCCCAAGCAUUAAGUGCAUAUUCCAUCCGACUCAAGAUUUAUGAACCGUAGAGGCAGCGCCAAGAAGUCACAAACCUGGUUUACAGGCCAAUUGCGGAGAAAAAAAAACCGAUGUUGAGAAUUAACAUCGGCCUGCAAAAUCUCGAAUGUGAGAUCUGUGGAAUUUAAAAGACAACUUAUGAAAAGUG
This is a messenger RNA of Pantherophis guttatus, 1751 nucleotides long. It is a transcript of the gene GLOD4, whose product is annotated as glyoxalase domain containing 4. The record is from RefSeq and is a predicted model, not a curated record. Lineage: Eukaryota; Metazoa; Chordata; Lepidosauria; Squamata; Colubridae.